Molecule: messenger RNA, 2306 nt
Organism: Harpia harpyja (harpy eagle)
Lineage: Eukaryota; Metazoa; Chordata; Aves; Accipitriformes; Accipitridae
Gene: DCAKD
Product: dephospho-CoA kinase domain containing
Exons: 6
Coding region: 599-1498 (299 amino acids)
Biological process (GO): coenzyme A biosynthetic process
Molecular function (GO): dephospho-CoA kinase activity; ATP binding
Source: RefSeq, a predicted model, not a curated record
CAGCCUGACCCACCCCCGACCGUGUCACAGGCCCCGGGCUUGGGGAGGCCGCGGGGGGUGGCCAGGGCCGGGGGCCGGGUUCGGGACCACCGGGAAAGCGCCGUUGUACAGUCAGGACCCUGCCCGGCGAAAACCAUCAGCACAGGGGGAUUGAUUCACCUCCUCAAGCCAAACACUAGGUCUGUCAACAGGCUGUGCCAGGCCCCAGUCAGAGUGGAGGAUGGGAGCUGGAGGAGGGCUGGUUGUAGCAUGGUGCUGGAGGACGCCUUUCGGCUCGGUCCUCAGCCCUGUGGCGUGCUGGAUGGAUGGCUUGAGGCGAGCAACUUGUGCUGUGCUCAAAAACCAGAGGAGUCGAGACACAGGGAAAAUUCGGGCACCUCAGUCUUUAAAAGCCACUUCCUCAGGGCUCGGUUACAUCUCCUGGGGCACCAUUCCUCACAGCAGGAAUAACUUGCCGAGUUUUCCAAUCUGACUAGCCUCUGUGGCUCGCAUUUUGGCUUUCCCCACAUUUGAUUUAGUUGGCGCAGGCCACAUACACCAAAAUAUGGUGUAUUUUGGGGAAAACUGAUUUUGGCUCCUUCCUGUAACAUCUGCAGGAAUGGGCUGGACUCUCUACCCUUGUGUACAGUUCAAACCCAAGCUCGUUAAAUAUUUAUACCUCGUACCAUGGAUCUUAUAUCUGUACAGGCCCUGUGACAGCACAAGUGUUUUCAAGCCCUGUUUGGCCGUGGUUUCUAGACUAACCCUUCCAAGUGCUUUUACCCCUGCAGUAAUUCUCACAGCAAGCCGCCUGCCUGCAGAGAGCACAAUGUUCCUGGUCGGACUCUCGGGUGGAAUCGCAUCGGGAAAGAGCACGGUGGUGGCCGUACUCCGGGAACUGGGCUGUGCCGUGAUUGAUGCCGAUGUUAUUGCCAGAGAGGUGGUGCAGCCCCACUUCAAGGCCUAUCGACAGAUAGUGCAUUACUUUGGCACCGAGAUCCUCUUGGAGAAUGGAGAGAUAAAUCGCGAGGCUCUAGGAAACAUUAUCUUCUCCCACCCGGAGAAACGGCAGCUGCUGAACUCUGUCACACACCCAGAGAUCCAGAAGGAGAUGCUGAAGCAGAUCUGGAAGUACUUUGUGCUAGGCUACCGCUACGUCAUCCUCGACAUCCCUCUGCUCUUUGAGACCAACAGAUUGACCAAGUUUAUGAAAUACACGGUCUUGGUUUAUUGCGACCCGCCGACGCAGCUGUCUCGGCUGAUGAAGAGGAACAGGCUGUCCCAGGCCGAGGCAGAAGCUCGCAUCGCCUCCCAGCUGCCGCUGGACGAGAAGCGCAAAUUAGCGAGUCAUGUCAUUGACAACUCCGGGGACCGGGAGAGCACGCGCCGGCAGGUCCUGAAGCUGCACGCGCGCCUGGAGGAUUCCCUGGAUUUCCUCUGGGCACGGCUGGUGGUGGGCACAGUUGUAGCUGGGCUUGGAGGGCUGGUGUACCUCCUCCUCCGGCGUUUCAUCUCUUAAUUCACCUUUUCUUUUUGUCAUGGAAGAGGCCUGAAUUUCCAGGUUUGAAAAGGGCAGUGAAAGGCCACCUCUUUUAAUGAGCUUUGCCAGCUGAAUGCAGACAGUGGGAUGAGGCGUCUCCUUGCAGACUUCCCAAGGUGAGCGUAGGGGUUUUUUUCUGGCACUGUCUCCCCUCUCCUUUCUUCCUGCUCAAGUUCUUACCCACCAGCUAUGCCUGUGGGAUGAGACUGCUCCCCUUGCAAGGCUGUGGCCUGUGGAGGGGAUGAAGCCCUCAUUGUCCCCCCGUGGGUCUGUACGGUGGGGCUUCAGUGAAUUUAGGCACUUUAAUGUCUUCCAGGACAAUCUCUUCACUGGGGGAGUAGGUGGCCUCUCAGGUCCUGUUUCUGCUAGCAGGUGUCCCCAGGUUGAUCCCCUCCUAGCUCACAGCUCCGGCUAAUCUGAAUUUAGCCAUGAGAUUUUUCCCUUCUUUCAUGUUGAUUUAAUGGAAACAUGUUAAAUCUGCCUGAGCGGGGGGACAGACAGCACCUCAUUUCACAUGGGUUAGGUGUUCAGCUGGCUGCUUGCCCUCCUUCCUGCCCUCUAUUUCUGCAAUCAUCACUUGUGGGUCACCCUUGGCUUUGGAUCUGAGGGUCUGAUACGUCCCCCGAGCAGGCUGAGACCUACAACCUGCCUUGCUGAAACUCAUUUACUGCUGUUUGAGUUUUCCUUCGGCAGCAGUUUCCCCGUGGGAGAGCACGAGUUGGGGCGAAGCGGGUGUUGCCUCUUCAUGUUUGUUUUAAUAAAGUGCUAAACAGCAGCUGGCUCCCCA